AUGCAUUUUUGCAAUCGGCUUUUUGAUAAAUUGUUGCUCAAGUAUGGGGUGAAACACAAGAUAGCGACUGCUUAUCAUCCUCAAACGAGUGGUCAAGUGGAGAUAUUUAAUCGAGAAAUUAAGAGGAUUUUUGAGAAGACUCUGAGCGUGAGUAGGAGAAAUUGGUCGCUGAAGCUCGAUGAUGCUCUGUGGGCAUACAGAACAGCCUAUAAAACUCCUAUUGGCACAUCUCCCUAUAAGCUCGUCUUUGGUAAGGUAUGUCAUCUCCCAGUUGAGCUCAAGCAUAGAGCGUAUUGGGCAAUAAAGAAGCUGAAUUUAGACAUGGUUCAAGCUGGAGAAAAGAUAUUGUUGCAGCUGCAUGAGUUGGACGAAUUUCUCUAUCAUGCUUAUGAGAACGCAAAAAUGUACAAGGAGCGAACUAAGAGAAUUCACGACAAGCACAUCCAACCUCGUGACUUUGACCUUGGCAGUUAG
This is a messenger RNA of Lycium barbarum (goji berry), 474 nucleotides long. RefSeq lists its product as uncharacterized. The transcript has a single exon. The record is from RefSeq and is a predicted model, not a curated record. Bases 1 to 474 code for a protein of 157 amino acids. Gene Ontology annotation, molecular function: nucleic acid binding. NCBI's taxonomy places the organism in Eukaryota, Viridiplantae, Streptophyta, Magnoliopsida, Solanales, Solanaceae. Gene Ontology annotation, biological process: DNA integration.